AUGGUUUGUGUGAAAGGACCAACUGUGUGCAGUGUUCCCAUGUCGUUGAUUGGACCAAUCAACGGUGGUGGUUGUAGUAGAACUGAAUUUUGGGGAUUUUCUGGUAGCACCAAAGCUAAACCUAAUUCACUUUCUUGCCAUAUUAAUAUGAGAAAGCUGUGCAAAGCUGUGAAUUGUAGUUUCAACUCAUCUUCUAAUGGUAGUGGUAGUAUGGCUGAGAGUUUUAAUCAAAAUCAUGAAGAUUAUGUUAACUCUACUAUUCUUGAAGCAGUUGAGGUUAAGAGUGGAGCUGAUGGGUUCAUAGUCAAAAUGAGGGAUGGUAGACACUUGAGAUGCGUUCAUAACAGCCCUCAUGGAGGACUUCUUCCGAAUUAUGCGCCACAUCCAGCAAUUGUGUUGAAGAUGGAAGAUGGGACUGGUCUACUUCUCCCUAUAAUUGUUUUGGAGAUGCCAAGUGUCUUGUUAAUGGCAGCUAUACGCAAUGUUCAAAUAGCUAGACCUACUUUAUAUCAAGUAGUGAACGAGAUGAUCGACAAGAUGGGUUAUGAAGUCAGAGCUGUGAGAGUUACUAAGAGGGUUCAGGAGGCAUAUUUUGCUCAGUUAUAUCUUUCCAAGGUUGGAAAUGAGUCGGAAUGUAUGAGCUUUGAUCUUCGACCUUCAGAUGCUAUAAACAUUGCCGUCAGAUGCAAGGUGCCUAUACAAGUCAACAAGUAUUUGGCAUACAGUGAUGGAAUGAGAGUUGUUGAAUCAGGCAAACUGUCACCACAGUCCCCUGGUUCAGAUGGCCCAUUAUUUACUGAACUGGACCGACCAAAUGGUAAGCCUUGUGUUGAAACCAAGGAGUUCAAUCUUUUGCACAACAUGUUGAAAGCGGUUGUAGAAGAGCGCUAUCAAGACGCUGCUUUGUGGAGGGACAGACUUAAUCAAUUCAGGGCAGAAAAGAAAGCAAAGAACAGAUCCUGGACACUCUAA
Vicia faba (fava bean) is the source of this 972-nucleotide messenger RNA. NCBI's taxonomy places the organism in Eukaryota, Viridiplantae, Streptophyta, Magnoliopsida, Fabales, Fabaceae. The record is from the annotation of a GenBank genome assembly.